This is a messenger RNA of Callorhinus ursinus (northern fur seal), 2261 nucleotides long. It is a transcript of the gene CLK3, whose product is annotated as CDC like kinase 3. Gene Ontology annotation, molecular function: ATP binding; protein serine/threonine kinase activity; protein tyrosine kinase activity. Gene Ontology annotation, cellular component: nucleus. NCBI's taxonomy places the organism in Eukaryota, Metazoa, Chordata, Mammalia, Carnivora, Otariidae. Gene Ontology annotation, biological process: regulation of RNA splicing; peptidyl-tyrosine phosphorylation. The record is from RefSeq and is a predicted model, not a curated record.
GGCUAGGCCAUCGAGCCGGGUCGAGCAGGGACUGGCGACGGCUGCGUCACGCGAGGGGCGGGGCCGUUGCGGGCGGAGGCCGGAGCCGGAAGCGGAAGAGGCGCUCAGAGCGGGGAGUGGGGCCUAGCCGCAGCCGGAUCCUGGGAGACGGUGAGUGUGGGCCCAGGCCCGCGGCGGCGGCGGCGGCAGCAGCGGCGGGGGAUGCAUCACUGUAAGCGAUACCGCUCCCCUGAGCCAGACCCCUACCUGAGCUACCGAUGGAAGAGGAGGAGGUCUUACAGUCGGGACCACGAAGGGAGACUGCGGUACCCGUCUCGAAGGGAGCCUCCGCCCCGGAGAUCUCGGUCCCGAAGCCACGACCGCCUGCCCUACCAGAGGAGGUACCGGGAGCGCCGUGACAGCGACACGUACCGGUGUGAAGAGCGGAGCCCGUCCUUCGGCGAGGACUGCUACGGGUCUUCACGUUCCCACCACCGCCGGCGGUCGCGGGAGAGGGAGCCGUACCGGGCCCGCAAGCACGCCCACCACUGCCACAAACGCCGCACCAGGUCUUGUAGCAGCGCCUCCUCGAGAAGCCAACAGAGCAGUAAGCGCAGCAGCCGGAGUGUGGAAGAUGACAAGGAGGGCCACCUGGUGUGCCGGAUCGGCGAUUGGCUCCAAGAGCGAUAUGAGAUCGUGGGGAACCUGGGCGAAGGCACGUUCGGCAAGGUGGUGGAGUGCUUGGACCACGCCAGAGGGAAGUCUCAGGUUGCCCUGAAGAUCAUCCGCAACGUGGGCAAGUACCGGGAGGCCGCCCGGCUAGAAAUCAACGUUCUCAAAAAAAUCAAGGAGAAGGAUAAAGAGAACAAGUUCCUGUGUGUCUUGAUGUCUGACUGGUUCAACUUCCACGGUCACAUGUGCAUCGCCUUUGAGCUCCUGGGCAAGAACACCUUUGAGUUCCUGAAGGAGAAUAAUUUCCAGCCUUACCCCCUGCCGCACGUCCGGCACAUGGCCUACCAGCUCUGCCACGCCCUCCGAUUUCUACAUGAAAACCAGCUGACCCACACAGACUUGAAGCCAGAGAACAUCUUGUUUGUGAAUUCGGAGUUUGAAACCCUCUACAAUGAGCACAAGAGCUGUGAGGAGAAGUCGGUGAAGAACACCAGCAUCCGGGUAGCUGACUUCGGCAGUGCUACCUUUGACCACGAGCAUCACACGACCAUUGUGGCCACCCGUCACUAUCGCCCACCUGAGGUGAUCCUUGAGCUGGGCUGGGCACAGCCGUGCGACGUCUGGAGCAUUGGCUGCAUUCUCUUCGAGUACUACCGGGGCUUCACGCUCUUCCAGACCCAUGAAAACCGAGAACAUUUGGUGAUGAUGGAGAAGAUCCUAGGGCCCAUCCCAUCACACAUGAUCCACCGUACCAGGAAACAGAAAUAUUUCUACAAAGGGGGCCUGGUGUGGGAUGAGAACAGCUCUGAUGGCCGGUAUGUGAAGGAGAACUGCAAACCUCUGAAGGUCAGUUUCUGGCUUCCCCCAGCUCAACUCAUGCCAAGGAGACCCCAGGCACUGGGCAGACAUACAGCAGAGACAGGCCAGGCAGCUAAAGGCUGCCUCCUCGCUCCAGCUCUAUGGGAGGCCACACCGAGGCUGCUGGGUGCCGGCCGGCUGUGGGGCUGCUUGCACACCGCCCCCGAGGGGCCCUUAGCCCCGCCCCUUCCCCACAGGGUGGCUAUGGAUGUAAUGGGGGAACACCAGAAGAGCCAGAUGUCAGAGACCCUGCUGCUUCCUGUCCCCCCUCUUCUCUCAGUUUUGGGAAGAACUAGGCAGGACUGAGGUGAGGGGGAGGGAAGACAUAGACCUGGCCAGAGAGCCUGUCAACUGCAUUUGGUGCCCGGACAAGUGAAUUCUGCAGAGGUGAUUCUACCCACCUGUCAGGACUUUGCAUGCGGGGGCAGAGGCACCGAGCCAGCAAGACCACCCAGUAGCCUGACAAGUUCAGAGCCAAACGCUCUACGCAGGCAUGAGAGGAAAAGGAGCGGCUCACUGUCCAGGAGGGCAGAAGUAGUCCUCCAGGGAGGCAGCACUGCCUCCUCAGCCCAUUGCAGCAAGGCUUCCCAGAGGCACAGGGACCUGCUGUGGCUUCCCACGACCCUGCCAUCACACUGAGGCACCUUGUGUCCCUGAGCAGAGUUACAUGCUCCAGGACUCCUUGGAGCACGUGCAGCUGUUUGACCUGAUGAGGAGGAUGUUAGAAUUUGACCCUGCCCAGCGCAUCACAC